GAAAAAUUCUUAUCUGGCCAGUGUCAUUUUUCUGCUUAUCUCUCAGCUGUUACACAAUCGUUUCAGGCUUAUAAACGUUUUGGAAAGUCCGCAGUCGGCACAGUUUUAGGAUUGUUAGCCCGCUGGCACUGCAAACCAUGAGCUGGUUCGUGUACGCGACCGUAACCCUUCUGUCCCUGGUCCAGGGGAACCCGACAGUGAAGAGCAGCCAGCAGCAGGCUCCUCCAACCGCAGAGCAGAGCGUCGGCUAUGUCCAGCAGCAACAAAGCACCCUUGAAUACAACAACAUGGAGCCCAAGCCCGCGCUGACGCCAGCGGAGGCCAUGCCUGUGGAGGAGCUCAACCCCUCACACUACCCUGCCCGCCGGGCGGCUCACGUCGCCCAGCACUACCUCAACACCCAACACGGGUCGCCCUUCAAGUUGCUGGGGGUGGAUCGGGUCGUGAGUGCCACCUCAGAGGAAAUUGCUGGAGUAGGAAUGAAGUAUGUUGUGGUGUUUGCACUGAAGGAGAUGAUCACAAAUGAGCCAAUGGGACAGUGCUCCGCUGAGGUGCUAUACCCUAUCGGAGAGGAGCAGGCCCCGCCCCAGGUGCAGUGCUCCUGCGAGGGCCUGCUCCAUAUCGACACCAAGGCGCAAGAGGAGGCCCUCUACCAGCAGCUGAAGGCCAGUGACAGCCUGGUGUCGGGGCACAACAUACCAGACAGCUACGGGUUCAUCGCUCCGGAGAUGAAACCCUUCUGGCACCUGGGGGGCGUGGCCUCCAGCUUUGUGAUGCUGAAAGAGUCCAAUGAGAGCACCCUGUACAACAUGGCCCAGGUGGUCAAUGUCACACAGCAGGAGAGUCAGAACAAGGAGUUGACAUUCCAAUACCAUGUGCUGCUUCAUGAAAUGGUGUCCCAGGAGAUAAUACACUGGAAGCUUCUUGUCGCCUGGUGUCCAGCAGAGGGGGUGAGAGUGCUCCAGACUGAGUGGCAGCCCAAAUGCCACCACUGUGUUGCACCUCCCUCAAAUACCACCCUCACACUAUACUCUACCAGCUGAGCUCCUCUCUCAGACCACUUUCCCGCUCCCUGACACACACAUUCACACAUGCACCUACAUGUACGCACACACAUACACACAUACGCACACACACACACACACACACAGCCACACACACAAACACAGCUCACACGCAGCCCUCAGACCGAAUCAUCCAUAACCAUCCUCGUUACUGAGAGUUAAGUCAGAGGGCAAUGCCACUGACUGGCACAGACAGCGGUUUCUACUGUCUAAGAUGAACACGCUGCGAUUAUCAUUUAACCUCCCGGUCGUUGCUGGUCACUGAGCAUCUCCACGUCUGCGGAGCCAAGCUGGCUGGUAAUUACUGUGAUAAUCAGGCAUAGCCAGAACACUGUUGCUACAGCUUUGCAUCAGUUGUGAGGUGAAGGAAGGGCAGGGUGGAGUGGCAUAACUGAACCACUGCAAACGUACCGCUUUAUCUUUCAGAUCACACUUAACAGUAUUUCUUGAUUUUUUAUAUAUCAUUUUAUAUAUAUAUAUAUAUAUGCUCCCUCUUUAGUAUAUGAAAAAAAAAUGAGUAAAUACACCAUUUAUAAACACUACUCUGAAGAAAUACCAA
Messenger RNA from Megalops cyprinoides (Indo-Pacific tarpon), 1623 nucleotides. It is a transcript of the gene lxn, whose product is annotated as latexin. The record is from RefSeq and is a predicted model, not a curated record. The transcript has 7 exons. Gene Ontology annotation, molecular function: metalloendopeptidase inhibitor activity. NCBI's taxonomy places the organism in Eukaryota, Metazoa, Chordata, Actinopteri, Elopiformes, Megalopidae. Bases 138 to 1043 code for a protein of 301 amino acids.